Messenger RNA from Melopsittacus undulatus (budgerigar), 783 nucleotides. It is a transcript of the gene CLDN18, whose product is annotated as claudin 18. Gene Ontology annotation, cellular component: plasma membrane; bicellular tight junction. Gene Ontology annotation, molecular function: structural molecule activity. Bases 1 to 783 code for a protein of 260 amino acids. NCBI's taxonomy places the organism in Eukaryota, Metazoa, Chordata, Aves, Psittaciformes, Psittaculidae. The record is from RefSeq and is a predicted model, not a curated record. Gene Ontology annotation, biological process: cell adhesion; bicellular tight junction assembly. The transcript has 5 exons.
AUGUCGGUGACAAUAUGCCAGUCCAUGGGUUUUGUGGUGUCUGCUUUAGGAAUAGGAGGCAUCAUAGCAUCAACGUGCAUGGACCAGUGGAGCACUCAAGACCUGUACAAUAACCCAGUGACAGCAGUGUUCAACUACCAGGGCCUCUGGCGUACGUGUGUCCGGGAGAGCUCCGGCUUCACCGAAUGCCGUGGCUACUUCACCAUCCUGGGGCUACCAGCAAUGUUCCAGGCUGUGAGGGCCCUCAUGAUCGUGGGUAUUGUCCUGGGAAUCCUUGGCCUCCUUGUGUGCAUUUUUGCUCUGAAAUGCAUUCGUAUUGGCAACAUGGAGGAUACUGCAAAAGCCAACAUGACUCUGACCUCUGGCAUCAUGUUUAUUGUUGCUGGUCUUUGUGCCAUCACUGGAGUGUCCGUGUUUGCCAAUAUGCUGGUCACAAACUUCUGGAUGUCCACAGCCAACAUGUACCAAGGAAUGUAUCAGAAUGUCCAGAACAGAUAUACCUUCGGCUCAGCCCUCUUUGUUGGCUGGGUGGCAGGUGGUCUGGCCCUCGUAGGAGGCAUCAUGAUGUGCCUGGCUUGCAGAGGGCUGAUUCCAGAAGAAUCCCGCUACAAAGCAGUAUCCUACAAUGCUUCAGGACGGAAUAUCUCCUACAGAACAGGGCCGUAUAAGGUUGCUUCAGGGUAUGAACCCGAAACGAAGACUAAGAAAGGUGCAGGAUAUGAAGAAGCUGCUCGAAGUGAGGAUGGAAGACGCUCGUACCCUUCAAAAUAUGACUACGUCUAG